AUGAGCUCAGAUUGUAGUAGUAGUGUGUUUGUGGCAGCUUGUUGCUCAAGCGCAAUAGUUUGCACGAUCGUUGGUAUACACCUUGGUUGUUCAUGGCUCUACACUUGCGGUUAUCGUUCUCAGCUGUGGAACCAGUAUGGCUUAAAGAAGACUCCCUGCAAUGACUGCUUAGUUCACUGGUGUUGCGGACCAUGUGCCUUGUGUCAAGAGUACCGUGAGCUUCAAAACCGUGGCUUCGACAUGUCCAUAGGAUGGAGAGCAAAUGCUGCAAGACAAACUGGAGGAGUGGCUAUGGCUCCGGUCGUCGAAAAGGGCAUGGCACGUUAG
Messenger RNA from Ilex paraguariensis (yerba mate), 327 nucleotides. Lineage: Eukaryota; Viridiplantae; Streptophyta; Magnoliopsida; Aquifoliales; Aquifoliaceae. The record is from the annotation of a GenBank genome assembly.